Messenger RNA from Callorhinchus milii (elephant shark), 2540 nucleotides. RefSeq names its product zinc finger protein 281. Bases 139 to 2508 code for a protein of 789 amino acids. Gene Ontology annotation, molecular function: RNA polymerase II cis-regulatory region sequence-specific DNA binding; DNA-binding transcription factor activity, RNA polymerase II-specific. Gene Ontology annotation, biological process: regulation of transcription by RNA polymerase II. The record is from RefSeq and is a predicted model, not a curated record. NCBI's taxonomy places the organism in Eukaryota, Metazoa, Chordata, Chondrichthyes, Chimaeriformes, Callorhinchidae. The transcript has 7 exons.
GCCAAGAUGGCGGGGCGGAGCGGCCGCUCCGUGUUGACAAACUGAAAGGCGGUUGGACAUCGGGGCCCGGAGGAGCGCGAGGCCGCGGCGGCCGGAGUGUGCUGUCGGCUUGGCUCUGAUUAAUCUUACACUUGCAUCAUGAGUAUCAUCCGAGACAAACUAGGCAACGAGUUCCUCAGGAACGGUGGGAUGGAGCCAAACUUCCCCUCCAGCAUGAUCAUGUUCAGCCACCUCCCGCCGAUCACAAAUUUCUCCAACCUCGCUGCCCAUUCUGUCCCGUCAACCAUACCUCAGGAAUUGAUCCUCAAAAAGGAUCCCGAUUCCCCAACGGAAAAAUAUCCAUCGGAAUACAUGCAGCCCAUCUCCGAUGUCAAGGAGAAAAAGUUCUCCUCGCAGGAUGGAUUUACGUUCUUCAAGAACAACGGGAAAAUUCUUCUUGACGAGGAGGAAAUGCACAGAGGACACAGCAUCUUAACCCAGAACUUGAAUCAUACCAGUGAAUUACAAGCCAGAUAUGAAAAAGAUGGCCUCAGUGUUCCAAGACCAGGAGUUUAUGUUAAGAGGUCAAAGAAACCGAACUCUCAAUCUCAGGAUCCAAAGCCUAGACGCAAGCGAAGUGACGCUUCCAAGUCCUCAGCAAUGGGUGCAGACGGUACCAGCCUGUUACAUGGCCCAAAGGCUCACAUCUGUGAGCAUUGCUGUGCCUCAUUCCGUAGUUCUUACCACCUUCGUCGUCAUGUCCUUAUCCACACUGGUGAACGGCCUUUCCAAUGCAGUCAGUGCAGCAUGUGCUUUAUCCAGAAAUACCUGCUUCAACGGCACGAAAAAAUCCACAGCGGAGAGAAGCCGUUCUGUUGUGAUCAGUGUAAUAUGCGAUUCAUCCAGAAAUACCACAUGGAGAGACACAAGAGAACGCACAGUGGAGAAAAGCCUUAUCAAUGCCACAUUUGCCAACAGUAUUUUUCCAGGACGGAUAGGUUGUUGAAACACAAACGAACGUGCGGCGACGUGCUGGGUAAGAGUGAGAACGGAGUGGAGCCCGGGACUUCCGGCCAGGUGGGGAACGGUCACUUCGAAUCAACUCAGGGAACUGCGGGCGGGCGCAGGAGAGCGAAGUCAAAAGCUACAUCUCAGGAGACGAAAGAAAAGGCAAUACGCAAAAAGAACAAAGCCAAUAUCUCUGAACUGCCAAGCAACUUCAGCGGCUGCAAGGAUAAGGUGUCGGUCUAUAACAUGCAGGAAUACGCCGUCGAGAUGCCCAUGGGAUCGUCCAGUGUUAAGUUAGGAAACUCAAGUGAAGAGCAGUCACAGACUCGAGCCACCAAACUGGUGAUCAAAAAGGUGAAUCGCAAAAGCCCUCAGAGGACAGAUCCCAAUCACAUGCACCUGAUGGGGGCGGAAUCGGGCAUGGCGAGGCAAAAGCUGCUGUCGAACAAACCGGGCUCCCUGGAGCUAAACAGCAACGCCAACAUGGAUAACAUCGUGCUCCUGCAGAGCACAGAGUGCAAGACCGAGCAGGUGAGCAGCGGCAACUAUGACGAAGCCAUGCAGUUUUUCAAGAAGAAAAGAUAUUUGCAGGCUGCCUCCAGCCACAACGACUACGCGGUGAGCAUAGGGCAGAUGGCGUCUCAGCAGUCGGUGAUCCAGGCGGCAGUGGCCAGCGUUAUGGAUAGCAACGCUCCCCUCCCGCUGCUGGACUCCGCUUCCAUGAACGUGGACGUGAAAGUCUGCCCCGACAAGGCCGGGAUCCCGGACGAGGUCCUGCAAAGCCUCCUGGACCAAUACACCCACAAGCACGACGUCCCUUUCGAUAUAAGCGACCAACACGUCCCCAUCCACGGCUCGCGGCAGACGCCGCAGGAGAUGCACGAGGAGACGGCCUGCCCGGGCUCGCACCCGCCUCGGGCCGACAAGACCGGAAUGCUCCAGGAAUAUUCCAAAUACCUCCAGCAAGCUUUAGAGAGGACCAGUCAGAGCGACGCCUUCUCGCUCAGCCCGGGCUUGCAGUUCUGUUCCACAAGUCUUCCGUCGAGCCUGCCCGGCCAAACGCUGUUCUCCGAUAAGGCAGCGUACAGCACCCCCUCGCUCGAGUGCGGCUUCAGCCCGUCUGUUGCCUCAGUGUUGCCGACCGCCUCGCCAAAGUCACAUUUCGGAGUCUUGGUCAGCCCCCAAUCCGGCAUCCAAUUCCCCAGCACGGAAGCCACCCAUCAGAGGCUGACACCUUCCCAGGAGCUGGCCGGGCAGCUGGACCAGCAGAAGAACUUGGAGCCCGGGCUGAACCAUCAGGUGUAUCGGAUUGAGAAUUUCGCCCAGGCCUUCGGAUCCCAGUUCAAGUCGGGCGGGAGGUUGCCAAUGACCUUCAGCAGCGGCUCUGGCACCGGUGAAGAGACAAGCCAUCGAAUAAGGACUACAGUUUCUGAAUUCUCAGGGUACACUACUUUGUUGUCUGAUGCUAAUGAGCCAAUUAAUGCUGGAGCCAAGGCUCCAACCAGCCAAAGUUACAGGUAAAAGGCAUGAUUGUUGCCAGGCUGGGUGUGUGA